AAGAGAGGUGAGGAUCUCUCUGGGCGAUGGAGCAUUGGUGUGAUACUUAUUGACGGUUGGUGUCAAGUUUGGGAUAAAUCAAGGUGUGUAAAAAUGCAUUUCGCCAAGCUCGAUGAUUCUCCUAUGUUCCGCAAGCAGAUGCAGGGCAUGGAGGACAGUGCCGAGUCAUUGAGGGAGAGAAGUCUAAGGUUCUACAAAGGAUGUCGAAAAUACACUGAAGGUCUUGGGGAAGCUUAUGAUGGCGACAUUGCUUUUGCUAGUGCCCUAGAAACAUUUGGUGGGGGGCAUAAUGAUCCAAUUAGUGUGGCUUUUGGAGGGCCUGUUAUGACCAAAUUUACUAUUGCAUUGAGAGAAAUUGGGACAUACAAGGAAGUUCUUCGGUCCCAGGUUGAGCAUAUGCUAAAUGACAGGUUGUUACAAUUUGUGAACUUUGAUUUGCAUGAGGUCAAGGAAGCGCGAAAACGUUUUGACAAGGCUAGUCUUCUUUAUGACCAGGCUCGCGAGAAGUUUCUCUCACUAAGAAAAGGAACAAGGAAUGAUGUAGCCACCAUGGUGGAGGAGGAGCUUCAUAAUGCAAGGUCUACAUUUGAGCAAGCUCGAUUUAGUCUUGUGACUGCUCUUUCUAAUGUUGAAGCAAAAAAGAGGUUUGAAUUCCUGGAAGCGGUCAGUGGGACAAUGGAUGCUCAUCUUCGUUAUUUCAAACAGGGUUAUGAGUUGUUGCAUCAAAUGGAACCCUAUAUUAAUCAGGUUUUGACCUAUGCUCAACAGUCCAGAGAAAGAUCCAACUAUGAACAGGCAGCUCUUAAUGAAAGGAUGCAAGAUUACAAAAGACAAGUUGAUAGAGAGAGUAGGUGGUCGUCCAAUGGUUCUAAUGUGUCUCCUAAUGGAGAUGGAAUACAAGCUAUUGGUAGAAGUUCACAUAAAAUGAUAGAGGCUGUUAUGCAAUCUGCUGCAAAGGGAAAGGUUCAAACCAUUAGGCAAGGUUAUCUCUCAAAGAGGUCGUCAAGCUUGAGGGGUGACUGGAAAAGAAGAUUUUUUGUUCUUGAUAGCCGAGGAAUGCUCUAUUACUAUCGGAAACAAAUCAGCAAAUCAUCUGGCUCUGGUAGUCAACAUUCUGGUCAGAGAAACAGUUCUGAGCUUGGUUCUGGACUGUUAAGUCGGUGGCUUUCUUCUCAUUAUCAUGGUGGAGUGCAUGAUGAGAAAUCUGUUGCUCAUCACACAGUGAAUCUGCUUACAUCUACAAUCAAAGUUGACGCUGACCAGUCAGACCUAAGAUUUUGUUUCAGGAUCAUUUCACCAACAAAGAACUAUACUUUGCAGGCAGAGAGUGCACUUGAUCAAAUGGAUUGGAUUGAAAAGAUAACGGGGGUUAUUGCUUCAUUACUGAGCUCGCAGGCUCCUGAGAGGUUUCUCCCUUCUAGUCCCAUGGGCAGUCAUCGUCGUUCGGCCAGUGAGAGUAGUUCAUUCGAGAGUUCUGAUUUUGAUCACACUGGAGUUGAAGAACUUGCAUCGGACAGGAGCCUGAAUAAUGCUGACCACCGCCAAUUAAGAAGUUCGCAGCAGCAACGAUCUUCUUUAAGAAGUGAGAAGACAAUUGACACUCUUCGAAGAGUUUGUGGGAAUGAUAAAUGCGCUGAUUGUGGUGCCCCUGAGCCAGAUUGGGCAUCAUUAAAUCUUGGUGUUCUUGUUUGCAUUGAAUGUUCUGGUGUUCAUCGCAAUCUUGGUGUUCAUAUCUCAAAGGUAAGGUCUUUAACACUGGAUGUCAAAGUAUGGGAGCCUUCUGUCAUUAAUUUGUUCCAGUCAUUGGGUAAUGCAUUUGCGAACUCUGUCUGGGAGGAACUUUUGCAAUCAAGAAGUUCUUUUCAGCUUGAUCUUAUAGCCACAGGGUCACACAAGUCUGAUAAAACGCAGCUAGUUUUUAUCACCAAACCCAAUCAGACUGAUUCAAUACCGGUGAAGGAGAAAUUCAUUCAUGCAAAGUACGCAGACAAGCUUUUCGUAAGGAGGCCGAAGGAUGCACAAUAUACACAUUUGGUGGCACAACAGAUUUGGGAGGGUGUUCGUGCUAAUGACAAGAAAGCUGUGUACCGUCACAUUGUUAAUUCUGAACCGGAUGUGAAUGCAGUGUAUGAGCAAGCCUCGUGUGCCUCUUCCUUAACCCUUGCAAAAGUAAUGCUGAUGCAAGAGCAGACUAUCCAUGAACAAAGCUCUAGCUGCUUAGCUGGGGAGUCACUGGAGAGGUCUUCUGGUAGCUCUUCGAACUUGAGUGGUACCAGUGAAGUCCACGCUAUGGAGGAUCUAGACGGCUGCACCCUUCUUCACCUUGCCUGUGAAACUGCAGACAUUAGUAUGCUUGAACUGCUCCUACAAUAUGGAGCAAAUGUAAAUGCGACUGAUUCUAGAGGCCAAACACCACUGGACCGAUGCAUUCUCAAGGGCAGAAACACAUUUGCAAAAUUGCUCCUUACCAGGGGAGCAGAUCCACGAGCACUAAAUGGGGAAGGUAAAACCCCUCUUGAGCUGGCAGUUGAGUCGAACUUUGAUGAUGGUGAGGUCCUUUCUAUAUUAUCAGACUGCCGUGGAUAAGAUAUCAAUUUACGAACCACCAAAAGGAAAACUACAUUGAUGCUGAAUGGUGCUAUUACAAGAAACAAAGGUAUUGCAUUUGUAUAAUUAUAGUUUAUAAACCUGAGAGAUGGUUCUCCUUUGUAUGAAAUGUCAGUGUUGUAUGGGUUUCAAGAGUGGUAGGAUGGCAUGCCUGCCCUAUGGGCCAUGAGGGCAUCGUUGAAAAUGGUUGUGAAUUGUUAGAACUUGAGAUGCCUCUGGUGGUCUGAACCGAAAGCCACUGGUAGCUUUCAGCCAAGGGGGCCUGUAAGGCUGUAAUGGUGUUGUGUUUUGUUUAUUCAGUUUUCUGCUUCCUUUGCGAAGUUGUGAGGAUUUACCCAAUUUAGUUUAGGACAUUGUGUAUUUGUACAUUAUUUGUUUUAGUGAAGCUUUUUUUUAGUGCCUGUGGUUG
This is a messenger RNA of Argentina anserina (silverweed cinquefoil), 3016 nucleotides long. RefSeq names its product ADP-ribosylation factor GTPase-activating protein AGD3. Gene Ontology annotation, cellular component: cytoplasm. The record is from RefSeq and is a predicted model, not a curated record. Gene Ontology annotation, molecular function: GTPase activator activity; protein binding. The transcript has 19 exons. Bases 94 to 2586 code for a protein of 830 amino acids. NCBI's taxonomy places the organism in Eukaryota, Viridiplantae, Streptophyta, Magnoliopsida, Rosales, Rosaceae.